Molecule: messenger RNA, 910 nt
Organism: Oryzias melastigma (Indian medaka)
Lineage: Eukaryota; Metazoa; Chordata; Actinopteri; Beloniformes; Adrianichthyidae
Gene: ebpl
Product: EBP like
Exons: 4
Coding region: 15-707 (230 amino acids)
Biological process (GO): sterol metabolic process
Cellular component (GO): membrane; endoplasmic reticulum
Molecular function (GO): cholestenol delta-isomerase activity
Source: RefSeq, a predicted model, not a curated record
AUGAAGUUACUCCCAUGCUUGAACAGCGUCACAGAAGUUACAAACUUUUGAAGAGUACUGGUUCUUCUCUACAAAUGGACUCGGCUGAAUUCCCUGGACUGUCUGUUGUGACUGUGCUCUCCCUGUUAGCAUGCAUCCUGCAGAUGUUAUCUGCUGUACUUCUCACGUACAGAUAUGGAGGAAGUGCUUCUGGAAAGGACAAGUGGAUCCUGCUUUGGGUUUUUUAUGACGUGAUUGUCCACCUGACUCUGGAAGGUCCAUUUGUUUACAUGUGUCUUAAUGGAACAGUGGAGACGUCUGAAGGUCCGCUGGCUGAACUCUGGAAAGAAUAUGGUAAAGCAGAUAGCCGAUGGUUAGUUUCUGAUCCAACAAUCGUCUCCAUUGAGAUCCUCACCGUAGUUCUGGAUUCUUUACUUGGUAUCCUGCUUAUCCACGCCAUACUGAAGGAGAAGUACUACAGACAUUUCUUGCAGAUUGCUCUGAGCGUCUGUGAGCUGUACGGCAGCUGGAUGACCUUCUGUCCUGACUGGCUGCUCGGCAGUCCUCAUCUUAACACAUCCCGCUGGCUCUACCUGUGGGUCUACCUGGUCUUCUUUAAUGGACUGUGGGUGCUGGUCCCUGUCCUCCUGCUGGUCCAGUCCUGGUUCUGUCUCAAGAGUCUUGUGCUCAGAGAUGACAGCUAUGAGGUGAUCAGGAAAAAGAUGUAGAUGUUUGUCUAAAUGAUGCUAUUCGGUCUUUAUCUGGAAAAGCUUUAAUUUUUGAAUUCCCAGAUUGAACAUUGAAUAAACGUUCACAUAUCAAAGUUCAAAGAUAACAAAAAGAGAUAAACCUCAGAAGGAACCAGAUGGCAAAAUCUGUCAGUACAUGUGAGGAUGUCAAAUAAUUCAGAAGAAUAAACUAAUUAAAAAAG